AUGCCCCUGAAAUCAGAAUUAACUAUAGAUGUAGGACCCAAGACUACCGGUCAAGUCCCUGCAUGCUGCUCAGCUCGCUACAACCUAGCCCUGCUGGCCUUUUUUGGGUUCUUCCUCCUGUACGCGUUACGUGUGAACCUAAGCGUUGCUCUGGUGGAUAUGGUAGAGCCUAACACAAGCUUAGCAAAGAAUACGACUUCCAAUGUGUGUCCAGAUCAUUCCUCCUCCAUAAAUGUUCCUCGCAACACAACGGGGGUAAAGUAUUCUUGGGACGCUGAUACUCAGGGAUGGAUCCUCGGUUCUUUUUUUUAUGGCUAUAUCGUCACUCAGAUUCCAGGAGGAUAUCUUGGAAGCAAAAUUGGAGGGAAGCUGUUACUGGGGUUUGGCAUCUUUGGUACCUCAGUAUUUACCUUGCUUACUCCCUUAGCUGCAAAUCUGGGAGUUGGCUACCUCAUAGCUGUCAGAGCCUUGGAAGGACUGGGAGAGGGUGUUACCUUCCCAGCAAUGCAUUCAAUGUGGUCAUCUUGGGCUCCUCCACUGGAACGCAGCAAGCUCCUUAGUAUUUCAUAUGCAGGUGCACAGCUGGGAACUGUUGUGUCUCUGCCACUAUCCGGUUUAAUUUGUUACUAUAUGAACUGGGUUUAUGUGUUUUACAUAUUUGGUGCACUUGGUGUGUUAUGGUUCUUCUUCUGGAUGUGGCUGGUUAGCGAUACACCAGAAACUCACAGCAGUAUUUCACAUGCUGAAAGGGAAUAUAUACUCUCUUCUCUAAAAGAUCAGCUUUCCACACAGAAAUCAGUUCCCUGGAGGCCUAUACUGGAGUCCCUUCCCCUCUGGGCUAUCGUUGUGGCACACUUCUCUUAUAAUUGGACUUUCUAUACACUUCUUACGCUCUUGCCCACGUACAUGAAGGAAAUCCUGCGGUUUGAUGCACAGGAGAAUGGGUUUUUAUCUGCCCUACCUUAUUUUGGCUGCUGGUUAUGUAUAAUUCUGUCUGGGCAAAUUGCUGAUCAUUUACGGGAAAAACAGAACUUGUCCACUGUUUGUGUUCGCAAAUGUUUCACCCUAAUAGGAAUGAUUGGACCUGCAGUGUUCUUGGUAGCAGCUGGGUUCAUAGGCUGCAACUAUGCGCUCGCUGUGGCAUUCGUGACCAUAUCAACAACACUGGGAGGAUUUUGCACAUCUGGCUACAGUAUCAACCAUCUGGACAUAGCACCUUCGUGA
Molecule: messenger RNA, 1224 nt
Organism: Mesitornis unicolor (brown roatelo)
Lineage: Eukaryota; Metazoa; Chordata; Aves; Mesitornithiformes; Mesitornithidae
Gene: SLC17A5
Product: solute carrier family 17 (acidic sugar transporter), member 5
Exons: 9
Coding region: 1-1224 (407 amino acids)
Biological process (GO): monoatomic anion transport; transmembrane transport
Molecular function (GO): transmembrane transporter activity
Source: RefSeq, a predicted model, not a curated record